Messenger RNA from Nasonia vitripennis (jewel wasp), 2075 nucleotides. RefSeq lists its product as uncharacterized. The transcript has 5 exons. The record is from RefSeq and is a predicted model, not a curated record. The coding region runs from base 1130 to 1786 and encodes 218 amino acids. NCBI's taxonomy places the organism in Eukaryota, Metazoa, Arthropoda, Insecta, Hymenoptera, Pteromalidae.
CAGCAGCAGCAGCAGCAGCAGCAGCGCGUUUUAACCUUAAUUAUCGUUGAACAGCUCAGCCGACUCGCGCGGCUCGGGAAAUAAUGCCGAAGGCCGUGGCUGGGACGACAGCCAGUUAACGACGACUCGGAGAGAGAUCGGACUUUGCGAACGUUUGUUUACUUACGCAGCCCCUGUACACUACAGCUCGCUUUGCACUGCGCGAAUCGUCGGUUCUUUCUACACACUGGUGAAUUUUUACGGUCGAGCCGAGAACGACUGCUGCCAGAGCGAGAUAGAGCGAGAGAGCGGGUUACUUGGGCACACGCACGCACACAUUUGCGCCACCGCGCGCGCAGAGGAUAUAUAGUAUAUAGGAAAUAAUAUAUGUAGAGUAUAGGGGCUGGGGCGAACCUUACGUGUGUGUAUCGUAGAUAUAGGUAUAGCUCAUACUGCCGACUGCGCCAACAAAUCAGCAAACCCAAAUACCCAAACGCGAGGUGCAGUGUUGGCUGUGCGCGUGGAGGCGCCACCUUCCGCGAGCUCAAGCGGCGGCGGCGGCGGCGGCUCUCGCGAGUCCCGCGGACGGAUAUAACGUGAUAUAGUGAUACAUUUUAUAUUGUGGAUAAACGGCGUAUACGUGGCGCCCCGUUGCGGCGUCGGAGCUUUCGAUCGCGAGUUGAAGAGUUAUCGCUUAUCAAAUUAUAAUUAUCAGACCUUUAGAAUUUUUUGGAGUAUCUCGUUGGGUAUUUUGAUAGAUAAUUUCUAGAAUGAAAUUAUCCAGUACGAUUGCAGCAUUGGAGGCUAUAAAUUGUACACUAUACGUUAGACCGUGAUUAAAGAAUGAAGGAUUUUGAAAUCAACCGGGUUGCUCCAUGUUUUAUGCAGGUCGAUUCACGAGUCCAAUAUGAUCGUCAGUAUACCAAUAAAUGACUUCUCUGUAACCGGUUGCGGACAUGAAGAUUAGGAUUAUUAGCUCAACAACAGACCUAUUCAUGGUUUCGGGCAACAUGGUUCUGUUGAUGUUCUAGUUUUCACAUAUAAAAUAGAUAGAUAUUAUUUAUGUUUUGUAAAUAAGUGAAUUUCCGAAUGCAUCUCGAGUGAAAUUCAAACCGUUAUCCAACAAUCUUUCAAAUAGUCGAAGUGUGAGAUGUCGGUUUUUAAUACCGAAAAAUUGAAAACUGAGAUCAACACGAUCGCUGAUAAAAACUCAGAAAAAAUGGACUCGCCGACCACAACGUCAGCGCCAAGGAGAAGUAUUUUAAAGACACCAAGUACUACAUUCAAGGAGAUUAUAGAGGCAGAGGAGAACAACAGAUUUGGAAACAAUGAUUUAGUACCAAGGCCACACAACUUGGAUGAAUUCGUACAAAAAGAGUCGCUGAACGCAAAUCUUGAGAUGAAACCAACUUUCUCAAUAGAAGACUUGGAUGAAGACGAUGAAGUGUGGGUUGUUGAUGUUCCAGGCACAAUUGAUCCUCUUCAAUUGAAAGGACAGACUCUUCAAUUUGGGGACAAGUCCAAAAUAAAAAUUGGUGAAGAUAAGUAUUCGGCAAUCAAUAGAAGUUGUAAAAGCAAUUUAACAUGCGUGCUCAAUAAGGAUAAGACCUCACAUGUCUAUAAAACAGUCAACAUCAAACCAGCAGGCUCUAUAAGCAUUAGGCGGAAACUUACUAAUACGUCCAAGAAAAAAAUAGAAUAUCAAAAGACAGGAGGAGUGCCAUAUCCUAAAAACAUAAAAGUGAGACAUCCAUUUUUUGGAGUUGCAGUGGACUCAUCUUCAGUGAAAACUGAAAAACAAUGCUAAAACCUUUGAGCAGUCAUUGUGAAAAGUGAUUUAUCUAAGUUUAUUAUUAUUAGAUAUUAAUUUAAAUGUAAUAUUUUUGCUACGAAAUAAGUAAACAUUACUAUGCUGUACAUACAUAUAAAUAAAAAGUUAGUUAUUUAAUAUUGGACACUAAUGCAAUCUUACUGUUUUAAGUAAGAAGAAAGAGUACAUAUUUUUCAUAUACUCCUUUAAAAUGAAAAAAAUGCGUUACACAGCUUAGUAGCUAGCACUAACAUAGACUAAAAAAUAAACAUACGUUUUAAAAAAA